Molecule: messenger RNA, 2853 nt
Organism: Canariomyces notabilis
Lineage: Eukaryota; Fungi; Ascomycota; Sordariomycetes; Sordariales; Chaetomiaceae
Exons: 3
Coding region: 1-2853 (950 amino acids)
Biological process (GO): cytoplasmic stress granule assembly
Cellular component (GO): cytoplasmic stress granule
Molecular function (GO): mRNA binding
Source: RefSeq, a predicted model, not a curated record
AUGUCAACACAGGGCCAGCGGGUGCGCAUUAUUCUCACCUCUGGUGACGAAUUCGAGGGCACCUUUUCAAACGGCCCCGAGCCGACUAGUUGCCGCCUCACCAUGGUGCAGCAGAAGAAGCUUGCGAACUCUGCCGACAUCGCCAACGGCCCUGCUAGAAGAGAGCAGCCCGCCAUGACAUUCCAACGGAAAGAUAUCGCGGAUGCUCGCGUGGUCUCUGGUAACACUGCUAAGAAUGACGGAAGGACCACAAACGGCAACCGGUCCUCUUUCCGGACCGAUACUGCAAUUUCCAGUUCGCGGCCUGGUACAGAGCGGGCUUUGAAAGCAUGGGUUCCCGACGCGGGCUUCGAGGUUGAUGGCGCCCUGGAAAAGUCCCCCAGCGCUGGCCCUUGGGACCAGUUUGCCGAGAACGAGCGUCUCUUUGGUUUGAAAACAGACUACGACGAAAACAUAUACACAACGGCGAUUGACAAAAGCCAUCCUCUGUAUAAGGAACGCCUGGCAGCUGCGGAGAAGAAAGCCCGCGAAAUCGAGCGAAGCGUCGCUACCACAGCCCAUGUCGCUGAGGAGCGUGUUAUGGAUUUUGUUGGUGGGGAUGAUCACAGGGAUGAGGAAGACAAAUACAGUGGUGUGCGUCGCCAGGAUUUCCCACCUCUGACGAGUCGUGAAAACAAGUAUACACCCCCGGCUCGGCGUGCUCCUACGGGCCAGGCCACUGUCAAAGGUGCCCCUGUCGAUCCUGCUAUCAUCUCAUCCCAGUUGAAGGGUGCCCCACCUGCGAAGCAAUUGUCGCCAAAUGCAGCGGAAGCAAAGAACGUCGGUACAGCGGACAAACCAAGCACGCCAGUUAUAGACAAGCAAGCAGAGCCCAAAGUGAACCCCAAGGCAACCGAGCCUCAAGCCGCUGAUGGCAAAGUGGAUACCUCCUCGAACGCAAAGAACGGCGAUAACAAAGAUGCGGCACCCAAGGAUGCUGCGCACAAGGAUGUGGCUCAACCUCCGCGGCCACCGGCAGCCACAGCCCGCGUUGUUUCGCAUGUCAAGACGGGUGCCCCCCCUAGCGCAGCCCUUACGGUCGAACGGGACGUGCUAGUCUCGUUCAAGUCAUUUGCUUCGACUCAGAGAACGCUGGCUGAAAGAACGAAGACGACCAAAGCCAAGGCCGACAAGGAAGUCAAGAUGACCGAACUGAAGAAGUUUGCCGAAACCUUCAAGCUCUCCACACCCGUUCCCAAGGAUCUGAUUUCCAUCAUAGCCAAGGAUCCUAUCAAACAGAAGCAGAUCCAGGAGAAAGCGCUCCAGAACGCCGAGGAGAUGGCCAGGCAGAGGGCGGCCGCCGAGGCGGCGGCCAAGGAAAAGGAAGCUGCAGCGGCGAAGGAGAGCCAGGCCAAGGCAGCUGCCGAACAAUCGGGCGCCUCGGCGGCGGCGGGAACAGCCGAUGCCCGCGCCGGCUCCCGCCCAACGGCGCCGCAACAUUCAGGCGCGCCGGCGGGAAUGCCCGGUCGUCACCCCGGAAAUCGUUCAUCAUACAACCCACCGCACUAUCAGCAAUAUAAUAGAAAUAACCGCCCUCAACCCCAUAUGGCCCCCCAGAACCAGCAGACAGGAAAUUUGGCCCAGCGGCUUCAAAAGCUGCAGCAAAGCCAUUUGGCCCCCCACGGAGCACCUGAUAUGCGACUCCCGCCUACUGGCCCUGCCAACACUGCUGAUCCAAGCUUUGGACGCCGUAUCAGCGGUGUUCCGCCCCCGUAUUUGGCCCCAAAGUUGAACCCCAACAGCCAUGAGUUCAGGCCCAAUGCAUUUGCUCAGCCGUUCAACCCCGCCAUUCCGAGUCAAGGUUCCAGCCCCCGCUCAUCCGUCAACAACAUCGUCGAGACGCCUAUCCCCCCUCCCCCUGCCAAGGGACAGCUGAUCCGACGCAAGACAAUGAAGGUGGAUAUCAAGAAAUGCUUCAUCUUGUCGCACAUCGAGAGCAUACAGCCACCGCAGAACCGACACUGGGAUGAAAAUGACGGGCUCAGACCCUCCUUCGACACGCUGCCCACGUGGCGACAGCUCCAGGAAGAAACAGAGGCGCCGGACUCGACCAUGCACUUGACUUACAAGGAGUACUUCGAGAGGCUGCCACUCUCGGCCGCCGCAGUCGCCACUCCCAACCCGACCCACGUUAUGCCACAAAUCGCGCAUCAGCACCAGCUUCCCUUCCACUUGCAGCACGGUGCACAGAACCUGCCACCUAGGCAAUCACCCCAUAUGCCUCCGAUGCAGAUGCACACGGGCCAGCACGGGCACGCUCCGCAUGUGCCAUUCACCAACCCGGACGAUCAUAGGAUGAUGCACUCCAGCUCGGCACAGUCAUUCGCGUCCCCAAGGAUGGCACAGGUGCCAAUGGCUUAUCCGCCAGCUAUGAACGCCCCUGCGCAAAUGCCGUACGGCCAACCAGUCAUGCAGCCGUACGUGAAUCCUACUCAGAUGGGCCAGUUCCGUAGCUUCUCGAACAACCCACAAUACAUACCUCAACAACCCCACCACAUGGCCGCGCCGAUGAUGGUUCAACCACAGUUUAUUUCCGGCCCCAAUGGAAUGGUUGCGGCGGGACCGAUGUAUCCCGGCGCCCACCCACAAUUCAUACCCGCCGGCGCUGUUCCUGGACCGCAGCCGAUGGCUGGCUCCAACGGAUUCCCUAGCCCUGGCCGGGCGGCGGCGCCGAUGAUGGUGCACCAAGGCUCACAUCAGGGCUCACACCAAGGACAACAGGCAGUGUACGCAAUGAGUCCCGGAAUGGGCUAUCAGCAGCCGGCAUAUGCACCACAGCAAGCCCAUGCCAAAUUCUCGGGUCAGCGGCCCUAG